UGCUUCGUUUCGAUCUUGAAUCGUGGGUGGGGUCUCGAAUGAACGGUCGGUCGAGCUGCUGUCGAUGUCCUCUUGAUGUUCGGUUGCGCCUGCGUUUUCGUCGUCGAGCUUUCGUACGUUAGCUGGGAAGAUAUGAAGACGGCUUUCUCUGACACCACAUGCUCGUUUGCUUAUGCAUUGUAGCAUGUCGUAGAAUCUACCGUAUUAGAAAAAUACAACCCCCAGCUCCUGCCGGAUUUUUAAGAUCGGCUCGAGCUGAUCUCGGUGAAUCGUGGAUUUUCCUUUUCUUGCAGAUCAGUCAUGGGAGACGCCGGCGGAGGAACGAUGAGGAGGAGGAGGGCGUGCUCGUGCUCGAAGGGCGACUUCCUCCCGGAAGAAUCCUUCAGGAGCUGGGGGAACUACUGGGGCGCCCUCAGGGAGACCCCUGCACGGCUCCGGGACCGGGUCCUCAGCCGGUCCCUGGAGACGACGGAGCUCCAUGAGGUGAAGGCCCAGAGCGGGCACGAGAUGAAGCGGACGCUGACGUGGUGGGACCUCAUGUGGUUCGGGAUCGGGGCGGUCAUCGGCGCCGGCAUCUUCGUGCUCACGGGGCAAGAGACGAAAGAGGGGGCCGGCCCCGCCGUCGUGCUCUCCUACGUGGUCUCGGGCGUAUCGGCCAUGCUCUCCGUCUUCUGCUACACGGAGUUCGCCGUGGAAAUACCAGUGGCAGGAGGGUCAUUUGCCUACUUAAGAGUGGAGCUUGGGGACUUCGUGGCCUUCAUCGCGGCAGGUAACAUCCUGCUCGAGUACGUGAUCGGUGGCGCCGCCGUCGCACGCUCCUGGACGUCCUACUUCGCCACCCUCCUCAACCAUGACCCCAGUGACUUUGUCAUCACGGUCCACAGCCUGGCCAAAGACUACAACGAACUCGACCCCAUCGCAGUUGGCGUCUGUUGCAUCAUCUGCGCCUUUGCGGUCCUCAGCACCAAGGGCUCGUCCCGCCUGAACUACAUCGCCUCCAUCGUGCACAUCCUGGUGAUCAUCUUCAUCAUCGUCGCCGGCCUCACGAAGGCCAACACACAAAAUUACACCCCGUUCGCACCAUUUGGCGCCCGUGGCGUUUUCAAGGCCUCAGCCGUGCUGUUCUUUGCGUAUGUCGGCUUCGACGCCGUGUCCACGAUGGCAGAGGAGACUAAGAACCCCGCGCGGGACAUCCCGAUCGGUCUGGUAGGGUCCAUGGUUGUUGUUACCGUUGCGUAUUGCGUGAUGGUCAUCACACUGUGCCUGAUGCAGCCGUACGACCAGAUCGAUGUAGAUGCUCCGUUCUCGCUUGCCUUCAAGGCGGUUGGGAUGGACUGGGCCAAGUACGUCGUCGCCUUCGGGGCGCUCAAGGGCAUGACCACGGUGCUGCUCGUUGGGGCCGUCGGGCAGGCCCGGUACCUCACCCACAUUGCCAGGACGCACAUGAUGCCCCCCUGGUUUGCCAAAGUCAACGAGAAGACCGGGACGCCCGUGAACGCGACGGUGACGAUGCUUGCGGCAACUGCGGUCAUCGCCUUCUUCACGAAGCUCAACAUCCUGUCCAACCUCCUCUCCAUCUCCACACUGUUCAUCUUCAUGCUCGUGGCGGUUGCCCUCCUAGUGCGCCGGUACUAUGUCAGCGGGGUCACAAAGCCUGCCGACCGCAACAAGCUCAUCAUCUGCAUCUCGCUCAUAGUCGGGUCUUCAAUCGCAACCGCCGCUUACUGGGGCCUCAGCGAGCAUGGCUGGAUCGGGUAUGUGAUCACGGUACCAAUCUGGUUCCUGGCGACCGUGGCACUGAGAGUAUUUGUCCCACACGCCCGGGACCCAAAGCUAUGGGGCGUCCCGCUGGUCCCCUGGCUGCCAUCGGCCUCGAUUGCCAUCAACAUAUUCCUGCUCGGGUCGAUAGACCGGGCAUCAUUCGAGCGGUUCGGGCUGUGGACUGCGCUCUUGCUGUUGUACUACUUCUUCUUCGGGCUGCAUGCUUCCUAUGACACAGCCAAGGAGAGUGCAGAGACCAGGGGAAAGGCUGGCGUAAAGUGGAAGAACGUUGAGGAAGGGCAUGUGAGCUCCACAACACAUGCAGGUCCUGGCAGCGAAGCUCCUGCCAUUCCUAGUACUUAAAAACACAGUGCCUUUGUAAACUGCUGUCAAUUGUAGAAACCUGCUGUUUUAGUGUGUUCGGUGACUUGUGAUCCAAAAAGUGGUUGUUCAUUAGCAGACAUUGUUCUGAAGACUCCCACAUUCUCUCAAGAUUAGUUAUUUCUCCGGUUGAUCAUCAUGAAUGGCGGGAAUAUCUCAGAUGCUGAACGACGUAUACAGAACUUAUGCGAC
Messenger RNA from Eucalyptus grandis, 2334 nucleotides. RefSeq names its product cationic amino acid transporter 1. Gene Ontology annotation, molecular function: L-lysine transmembrane transporter activity; L-glutamate transmembrane transporter activity. Gene Ontology annotation, biological process: amino acid transport; transmembrane transport. Gene Ontology annotation, cellular component: plasma membrane. Bases 301 to 2124 code for a protein of 607 amino acids. Lineage: Eukaryota; Viridiplantae; Streptophyta; Magnoliopsida; Myrtales; Myrtaceae. The transcript has 2 exons. The record is from RefSeq and is a predicted model, not a curated record.